Molecule: messenger RNA, 1183 nt
Organism: Prorocentrum cordatum
Lineage: Eukaryota; Dinophyceae; Prorocentrales; Prorocentraceae
Source: the annotation of a GenBank genome assembly
GGUACCAACGACGCCAGCAUCAGUGCUGCUGGACCCCGCGGCGAACGCUGCUGCGCGGCAGGUGGACGACAAUCAGGAGGCGUUCGCCGCCGGCAGCGAGUAUUUCCCCCGCACGGACUUCAAGUUCUUCAAGGACUUCUCACCCGCGGCGCCAAGCUGGGCCCCCCACGACGCUCGCACGACGCCCGCGGCCGGGCUGGACUCUGGCGCGAUGGGGCUUGCACCCGCGCCUGGGCCCGGCCUCGGCACGCUGGGACGGCCGCACCCGAGCUGCAGCUCGAGCUUUCCGCCGAGGGAGGCGAUGCCGCCGCCGCCGCCUCCGCCGCCGCAGCGCCCGGGCGCGGUGGAACAGACGCCGGCGCUGAACGACGCGUCCAGGUACGAGGCGGAGGCUGUGCGACAUGAGCAGAAUGUGCAGGAGCUGGCCGGGACUCUCACGCCUGGUGCCUCACCCGCUCACGUGUCGGCUACCCUGGAGGCGCAGAUACGAGAGCUGCUGGAGAGCCAGGAGAACCUCCGAUACGAGCUGGCGCAAGUGAAGAGACAGGUCGGCGCGAACUCCAACAAUCUUGAGGCGCUGCAGCGGAGCGGCCCGCCGACGCUGCCGCCCUCGCUGGACAGGCCGCCGAUGAUUCCGGAUGGCACCCCUGACAGCCAGGCCACUGCCACCUUCCCAGCGCCCGCCGCGACCGACGCGUCGCCACUGUCCAUGUAUCAACCCUUCUACGAUCAGCAGCCGCAGUUGCCAGCGAUGCAGUCGUACAGGCCAGAGGUGGCUACGCAGCCCGCUAUGCGCUCGCUCAGCUCGCACCGAUAUCCACAUGUCGAGGAUGAGCCCAGCGGGCCGCCCCAGCCUCCGGCGAAUCUGUACACCAGCAAGCCAGAGGACCUCCUCUCGACGCUGCACGGCCACGUCAAGCGCGCCGUCACGUCCGCGCUGCCGCAGCGGGCGGCGGACGGGGACGACGGCGAGGGCGGGUCGCAGGACAUACUCGCGACGAUGCGCGGCCACGCGGCGACCAUUCAUGGCCACGCCACGACGCUGCACGGCCACGUCAUGCGCGCGUUUGACGGCCUGCCGAACAUGAGAAGUGCGCCGUGAGGUCGCCCAGACGCGCCUUCUGAGUUAGGGGACUCCUCCCCCUCCCGCACCUCCUCGCUCCCGCCCCCCCCUCGUAGCUAU